GAGUCUUGAUCCAAUUUAACAAUCAUAACUUCCUCCAAACAAUCCUGAACAUUGUAGUGGUGUUAGGGUGCUGGAAUUCCAUGAAAAUACAGUUCACAGUGUUCCUCAAUAGGAAGUCAGGAUACUUAAUUAGGUUUGAAGUGGGAUGAUGAUGAUGAUGAUUGAUGAUUAAGCAAGGAUAGAGAACACUGGACUGUCAGCCAGCAACGUUCUCCAUGUGGAUGCUACAGGAGGCCAGUGUUCAGAAUUCUGUUUCCAGGCACCAAGAAAAAAAGAGAGAGGGCUACCCUCCAAACCAGCCUGAAUGAGCUUAGCUGUGCUCUAAAUCCCUGCUGGCGAUCUGGCCUUGACAUCUCAGCCUGGGGGUUCUCCCACUUAGCAUUUGCACAAGUCCAGAUGAAAUCUAAUGUCAAACUGAAGUGAAUUAACUAGAAAUGGGGAGGCAAUUCAAUUUGCAUUAUGAAUUUAAGGGAGUGCUUAGGAGGUGGGGACAACACUCCACCAAGGCUUUCCGUGGGUGUCUUAUAGAACUCUUGCUGUGUGUAAACAGACUCACUCCUGCUUAGCCUUAACAAGCAAAACAUUUCAGCAGACGAUGAAGUAACAAAAAGAGAGAGAGAGAGAGAAUCGUCGAAGAGGAUGGAUGUUUCCCCAGCUCAUUCUCUGCAGUCGUGGCUGGGUGGGGGAACUCUUUUCCGUUCCCGCUGAGAAGACAGAGCCAGCGUGUUGCCUGAAGGAUCCAGGAGGUACAGCUUAGAUGCAAACCUGUGUUGUUGUUUUUGGCAGACAGAAAAUAUUGCAGCUAGGGAUAUUGGGAGCCACCUUAAAAGUGGUAGCUAGAGCUGUCAGGCUGAGUGGGGAAGCACUCAGACCAAGAGAGACAGCAGUUGCCAGCAAAGACAAGCUCUAUCCACAACAGCACAGCAAGCAGCCUGGAAGAAGAAAACAGACAUUGCUCCCAAGCUCUCCUUGCCCCCUAUACUUGCCUGCAUUUCCUGACACCCAAGAAGCCAGCCAGCCAGCUAAGCCUCCUGGAUUAUAAGGGCCAAGGCUACAGAUGACAGGCUUGGGCAUUCAAAGCCAUCUGCUCUGUUUAUUUGGUUGUCCUCCUAAGUAAAAGGGAAGAAAAGGAAGGGAGGAAAGGAAAGCAAGCUUCUGGCAACUUGAACGUCUCACCGUGGGAUCAAAGUCAAGCUGGACCUUUCUGAUUCUGCUAUUAGCACACAGAUCCUGCGACUGGAUUUGAAGACACCGGGGUUUCUCCAGGAGGCAUUUUCUGAUGGCACUCCUAGCUACAGCGGAGACAAAGAUGGCUCUGCGGAGACCAGGCAUAUUGGCGUUCAUCCUGAUCAGGAUCUGAGUUCUGCUGUGUAGAAAAACAACAGUGACUCAGUAGACAUCUGCAGAGCAAAACUUGAGCGAUGGUCCAGAAUCAUUUCUUGUUCUAGAGGUGCAGCUCCUCCUGAAGACCUCUGCUAAGGGUGGAGACAGCCUCCCCAGAGCUCGCCUGAAAGAUGAACGAUGGCACCUGGGUCACCCUUAGUCCGGCAGAGUUUGCUCAGCUCCAGCAGUAUUCUGAGUAUUCCACAAAGAAACUGAAAGAUGUUUUGGAAGAGUUCCAUGGAGAUGGUGUCCUAGCAAAAUAUAAUCCAGAACAGAAACAAGACACUCUGAACCAACCAAUUGACUAUGAGGGGUUCCAGCUGUUCAUGAGAACAUACCUGGAGGUGGAUAUUCCAGAGGAGCUCUGCCAGCACCUCUUCAUGUCCUUCAAACGAAAAAUCUGCCAAUAUUCCCCAGAGAGCCAGCGACAAAGUUCCAGCAUUACACAGCUCAGCAAUCUUGAGUCUAAGUCCAUUGAUACAGGCAUCUCUAUCCAGACUGAAGUUGCUUGCGCCCCUGUUACAGGGAUCAAUGGGAAAACUCUCCUAACUGCCACAGGAAGGCACACACCUGAACCCAAAAGCUCCCCGGGAAACCUGGCAGAGCCACAAACAGCAUCUCUAAGUCCUGCUCCAACUGCCAAUGCCAACGCCCUUGGGAAUGCCUCACCUAGCUGGUCCAGGUCAUCUUCACAGAAAUCCACUGCUGGUACCCCCUCGGCUCAAAACUCCUCAGGGUCCUCCAAGUUCUCCUCAGGUUCUCUGCUUAGCCCACAGUCCCCAGGCUCCCGAAGCUUGGAGAAGAAAUUACCAUUCAGCCUUCGAAAGAGCCACAUCUCCCUGAAAACAGCCAGUCCGCAUUUGUCAGCCCCACUGGCUCAGGUAGUCUACCUGAAGGACAUUGUCUGCUACCUGUCACUGCUGGAAAGGGGACGGGCUGAGGAUAAGCUGGAGUUUAUGUUUCGCCUCUAUGACACAGAUGGCAAUGGCCUCCUGGACAGCUCGGAGCUAGAUCGUAUUAUCAAUCAGAUGGUUCAUGUAGCAGAAUACCUUGAGUGGGACUCCACAGAACUGAGGCCGAUCUUGAAAGAGAUGAUGGAAGAAAUAGACUAUGAUCAUGACGGAACUGUGACGCUGGAAGAGUGGAUUCGGGGUGGCAUGACCACUAUUCCUUUGCUCGUUCUGCUGGGCAUGGAAACUAAUGUGAAGGAUGAUGGACAGCAUGCAUGGAGGCUGAAGCACUUCAAGAAGCCUGCCUACUGCAACUUUUGUCGCACUAUGCUGCUGGGCGUCAGGAAGCAAGGCCUGUGCUGCUCCUUUUGUAAAUACACAGUCCAUGAAAGAUGCGUGUCCAAAGAGAUUGCCCCCUGCAUCAGCACUUACGUGAAAUCAAAGAGAAAUACAACUGUCAUGCAGCACACAUGGAUUGAGGGGAACUCCCCAGCCAAAUGUGACCGUUGUCAUAAAAGCAUCAAGAGCUACCAGGGCAUUACCGGACUGCAUUGUGUAUGGUGCCAAAUCACACUUCACAACAAAUGUGCCUCUCAUGUGAAGCCUGAGUGUGAUGGUGGGCAGCUCAAGGACCACAUCUUAUUGCCUUCGCACAUCUGCCCAGUUGUUCUGGAUAGGCAAUCCCACCCAAGAAGAUCAGACAGUGAAUCGCCAUCCAGCACAUCCCCAGAUGAUACAACCCUGGCCUUCAGAUACAACACCACCACGGUGGAUGGGCAUGGACUACAGAUCACCCCUAAGCCUGGAACGCAUCCACUGUUGGUGUUUGUGAACCCCAAGAGUGGAGGGAGACAAGGAGAAAGGGUUCAUCGGAAAUUCCAUUAUCUACUCAACCCCAGACAAGUUUACAACCUGGAUCGAGGAGGACCCACUCCUGGUUUAAACUUUUUCCGUGAUGCUCCAGACUUCCGUAUUCUGGCUUGCGGAGGGGAUGGGACCGUUGGAUGGAUCCUGGACUGCAUAGAUAAGAUAAACAUAGCAAAACACCCUCCUGUGGCUAUCCUGCCCCUGGGAACAGGCAAUGACCUUGCCCGCUGCCUACGAUGGGGCGGAGGUUAUGAAGGUGGCAACUUAAUGAAGGUCCUGAAGGACAUUGAACACAGUGCAGAGGUAAUGCUGGACCGAUGGCAAAUUGAUGUCAUCCCUAUUGACAAAGAGGAGAAUGGGGACCCUGUCCCUUACAGUAUCAUCAACAACUACUUCUCCAUAGGAGUGGAUGCAUCCAUUGCACACAGAUUCCACAUGAUGAGGGAAAAACAUCCGGAAAAGUUUAAUAGCAGAAUGAAGAAUAAACUUUGGUAUUUUGAAUUUGGCACAACGGAAACCUUUGCCGCCACCUGCAAGAAGCUCCACGACUAUGUAGAGAUUGAGUGUGAUGGAACGGUUCUGGAUCUGAGUACCACUUCACUGGAAGGUAUCGCAGUCCUCAACAUUCCCAGCAUGUAUGGCGGCUCCAAUCUCUGGGGGGAGACCAAGAAACAACGCAGCUAUAACCGAAUGAGCAAGAAGGUACCUGAAAAGUUACAAUCUUCAGUGGUUACUGAUGCCAAGGAGCUCAAGUUCUGUGUUCAAGAUCUCAGUGACCAACUCCUGGAAGUUGUGGGCCUUGAAGGGGCGAUGGAGAUGGGGCAGAUCUAUACUGGACUGAAAAGUGCUGGCAAGAGGCUAGCUCAGUGUUCCUCCGUUACCAUCAGGACAACCAAGCUUUUGCCCAUGCAAGUGGAUGGAGAGCCCUGGAUGCAGCCACCUUGCACAAUUAAAAUCACCCACAAAAGCCAAGUGCCGAUGUUACUGGGACCUCCCCAAAAGAGCAGCUUCUUCUUCCUGAGGAGGAGGAACCGAACUCGAGACUAAUCUGCAACCAAGCAAAAGAACAAUCUUCCGAAGCAGCAGUUCUCCAUUCCAGUGGCAGCCGACCGCACAGGGGGAAAGCCUAUGGAAAGAAACCUUCAUCUCUUCAGAUCUCCUGGCUUCUGAAUCUGCUUCGGAAACAUCAGUCUGGAGGCAGCAUUAUGAACUCUUAGUGGAAAAUAACAGGGUUGGCAUUCGGCAGCCGAACUGAAAUAGCGGUGUGGGUUUGUAUAUACAUGCACACAUAGCCACAUUCUCUAAAUAUCACUGGCAGGGAUAACACUAACAUUGAUGGUUCAGGGGGAUUUUUCUCCUCCGCAGCGCCACAGUCUAAGGAGGAGAAACUCUCAAAACUGCUCUGGUUGGGACUGUUCUGAGGAGAGCUGUUCUAGGCGGCCAUGAAUUGCACAGCCCUGUCUGAAAGCAAACAAACAGACAUGGAAAACGGCAUGUCUGACGUAGCCCUGCAGAUGGGAUGUGGGAUCUUUUCCAUUUAUUCGGACUCUUUAGAACCCCAGAAGCUGCUGUUAAAACACCAAACUUGGCAAAGAAACCGAGCUUCACUUAUUUAUUUAUUUUAAAGUAUGUCAGAAGACUUUUGGCAUCUCGCUGUGCUGCCCUCUUGGGUCACCAAAUCCUACACAUGAUAAGAAAUGUUCUUUAUUUAUUUUUUCCUUAGCUUGGGGGGG
Messenger RNA from Podarcis muralis (Common wall lizard), 4933 nucleotides. RefSeq names its product diacylglycerol kinase gamma (gene DGKG). The record is from RefSeq and is a predicted model, not a curated record. Lineage: Eukaryota; Metazoa; Chordata; Lepidosauria; Squamata; Lacertidae. Gene Ontology annotation, cellular component: plasma membrane. Gene Ontology annotation, biological process: phospholipase C-activating G protein-coupled receptor signaling pathway. Gene Ontology annotation, molecular function: ATP-dependent diacylglycerol kinase activity; calcium ion binding.